AUGUCGAGCUCACCGUCCGGCUCGCCUACGAUCAGCGCAAUGGAUACGGCCCGCACGCGGCUACCUACGGAACUCCCGGUCGAGAGCUAUACGCUGGCGCGCCGACCCUGGCGUCGCUACAUUACUCCUUUCGAGGACAUACUCGACCAUCGCUACAAGGGCGCCGGAACUGAAUCUGACCCCUACAUUGUUGAUUGGCUUCGCGACGACGUCGAGGAUCCCCAGAACUUCCCUGCCACUUUCAAGUGGUGCCAGGUGGGCCUGACGUCCAUCCUGACACUGGCAGUGACGCUCGCGUCGUCUGGGUAUGCUGGCGGUAUCAAGUCGCUCAUGAAGGAGUUUGGUGGCAGCUCAACGCUCUGGGUGGGCGGUGUCUCUCUUUUCGUACUGGGCUUUGCUUUUGGGCCGUUGCUGUGGGCCCCCACGUCCGAGGUCUUUGGCCGCCGCGUCGUUUACCUCGUCUCGUGCUUCUUCCUCACACUGUGGUUGGCGGUAACCAUUGCAGCGCCCAACCCUGCCGCUAUCCUCGUGUUCCGCGCUUUAUCCGGCUUCUUCGGCUCAUCGCCGCUCACCAACGCGGGCGGUACCGUGUCCGACCUCCUCACUGCUGAGCAGCGCGGCAUCGGCAUGGCCCUCUUCUCCGCUGCCCCGUUCCUUGGUCCUGCUCUUGGCCCAAUCUCGGGUGGCUACAUUGGCGACGCUGCCGGGUGGAAGUGGGUCAUGGGCUUCCUGGCAAUGUAA
This is a messenger RNA of Cutaneotrichosporon cavernicola, 741 nucleotides long. RefSeq lists its product as uncharacterized. The record is from RefSeq and is a predicted model, not a curated record. Gene Ontology annotation, cellular component: plasma membrane. Gene Ontology annotation, molecular function: transmembrane transporter activity. Lineage: Eukaryota; Fungi; Basidiomycota; Tremellomycetes; Trichosporonales; Trichosporonaceae. Gene Ontology annotation, biological process: transmembrane transport. The transcript has 2 exons. The coding region runs from base 1 to 741 and encodes 246 amino acids.